Messenger RNA from Trypanosoma grayi, 2373 nucleotides. RefSeq lists its product as hypothetical. Bases 1 to 2373 code for a protein of 790 amino acids. The record is from RefSeq and is a predicted model, not a curated record. Gene Ontology annotation, cellular component: cilium. The transcript has a single exon. NCBI's taxonomy places the organism in Eukaryota, Euglenozoa, Kinetoplastea, Trypanosomatida, Trypanosomatidae. Gene Ontology annotation, molecular function: protein binding.
AUGGAGCAACUCCUCCCGUACGAAGUGGUGUACCGCACCAGCGAGGACGAGGGUUUCCCCAUCACGGAGUUAGGCCACGGCCCGGCGUCGCCCGUCACGGGGCCCCCCGCAGCCGCAGCGGUGGCGUUACUGCGCUACAGCAAGGGAUGGCAGAGCGCGCGCAACGGAAAGAUGCCACAGACGAUCGUGCUGCGCUUCCCGGGCAACGUGGAGCUCACACAGAUGCGUAUAUUGAGUCACGAGUACAAGAUUGCCUCCCUGGUGGAGGUGCGGCUCUUUGCCCUUAAAAGAACGGACACGGAGACGGACCCCCCGUCCUUCCGCGCCGUCCGCUUCACGAAGCUAGGCGCUGUGGCCUUUAACAGCAACGAGCACUCCAACUUCCGCUUCAAGGAGCGCAAGACGGUGCACCUUCAGGCUGAGGCCUACUUCGUGAAACUGCUAUUCAACGCGCCGCACCGCAACGCACAGAACCGCUUCAACCAGGUUGGCGUGUACUCCAUCGAGUGUAGUGGGCGCAUUCUCUCACGUGUGUUGCGCCACUCCGACGCGGCAGUGGUCGGUGGUGAAAUGACGCCGCCGCCGCCAAGCCCCGUGGAGCAUUCGCCCACCAGGAGCGACACCUCUUCUCUUAGGCAACAGCAACAUCAGCCGAUGGGCCAACAGCCAACGCGGUCGCUAUCACCGACGCCCGCACAGCAUAUCAUACCACACGGCAUUGACCCCCCCGCCUUUCGCUCGGUCCGAAUUCUUGAGUUUGAGGACUUCUUCAUUCGCCGCUCAGAGGAGCUGCUGACGCUGAAGGAUCAAGCUGUUGCGGUCGAGGACUUUGACACUGCGAAGGAGUGCCGUGACCGCAUCAAUUUGAUGAAUAGGCGCUCGAAGCGCAUCUAUCAAAUAGAGCAAGACAAGGUGCAAGCCAUCAUAGAAGAAGACUUUGACGCUGCGAAAAAAGCGAGGCAAAUGAUGGAUGCCCUGAUAGAAGAAGUGUACGAGGAUGCCAAGUUGCCAAAGCCGAAGCCUGACUUUGACCCGUAUGCGUGUGCCGACGAUGCUUUCAAUGUUAAAGUCGACGCCAAUGGUCUCCAUGGUGUAGCCGCAGCAAAGGCGGGGGCCGACGGAGGCUGGCAUAGUAAAAGGAACAGCACCAGCAGUAGAAAAGGCCGAAACGUUGCACAUAGUGGGGACAGGAGUGUUGUGGAUGGCGGUGCUUGUAAUGACGGGCACCGUGAAAGUGACGCGGGUAGCGAGGAUGAGAGGGGGCCGAUCGUGUCCGACUACGCGCGGCGGAUGGCGGACCUCGUGCACGACCUCACGGACGCGAUCGACGAGGUGGACCCGCCGCCGGACAACGACGGCAACAGCAGCAUUGGUGACGCGGCACCGCAGUUGGUGGAAGAGGCGCAGCUGCAGCCAUGGGAGCGACGUGCGGCGCAGGCCAUCAUGUCGGCCGCAUGCGAGAUGGAGGGGCCACGUGUGCUGAGGGACGACAUGAAGAACAGCCGCGAGGCGUUGGACCUCGCCGCCGCCGUCGGCACGUACACGACGGCGUGCCUCUUCAGCAAGCGCUUCAAGCUGCGUGAGGCGGUGUUCGAAGUGUUGAUGGACGACAUGGCGAAUCUGUACCAGUCGCGCCCAGUGGUGAUUGAGGAGGUCGUGCUGCGCUUCCUCGACCUCAACGGCCGCGGGCUGCAGGACACAAUACCCAACGUUGUUGCUGCUUGCUGCGCCUUUGUGCGCAUGGUGCUCGCCGACGAGCACAAGUGCCUCGUGCUGGUGCUCGCGCCGUUGGCGAAUCUGCUCCCGCGGCUGCUAUGCUGCGCCGCCGACGCCAACGCGCGCGUGCGGGAGGAGGCGUUCUCGACACUCACACUCUGCGUCAAGACGCUGCCGUUGACAAACGCCACCAUUCUCACCGCGGUGCUCGCGGAUCCGGUGGACAAAGACCGGCGGCGGCUGCCGAGCUGCAACACACGCGUGCAGAUGGCACGGCUGACGGUGCUCGAGCAACUCGUCAGCAUCGGCCGCAUGGGUCUGCGCAGCACCGCUGAGGGCGUGUGGACGAAACUGCUGCUCCCGUGCGUCAACCACCAGAGCCAGGAAGUGCGCGACCUCGCGGUAUCGGUCACGACGCUCCUCGUACAGGAGCGCAAGCUCGUGCUGACGCCACGGCGGGCUGGCGAGAUAGACAAGGCGGCCGUACGCGAUCAGCUCAAGGCGAUAGCGGCGCAGAUGAGGCCGUCGACUGUGGCUGCGGCUGCGGCCAACACUCCUGCUGCGGGCGAGACAGGCAUCUCGCCACGCAGCGCCGCCAAGAAAAGGCGCGUCUCAGCGAGACGGCAAACCCCAGUGAAGGAUGAAAAGGCGCCAUAG